Messenger RNA from Centropristis striata (black sea bass), 6106 nucleotides. Its product is annotated as cytosolic carboxypeptidase 4. The record is from RefSeq and is a predicted model, not a curated record. Lineage: Eukaryota; Metazoa; Chordata; Actinopteri; Perciformes; Serranidae. The transcript has 27 exons. Bases 1 to 3489 code for a protein of 1162 amino acids. Gene Ontology annotation, biological process: proteolysis; C-terminal protein deglutamylation; protein side chain deglutamylation. Gene Ontology annotation, molecular function: zinc ion binding; metallocarboxypeptidase activity.
AUGUUUGGUUACGGCCGUAAUAAUUUCACCUGGAAUGGAACUCUGAAAGAGCUGAAGGGCAGCCACCCAGCCUUCUGCACAGAACGAGGUAGACCAACUAUGGCCGCCCCCCUGAGCUCCUCCAGCGGCUUAGAGGUCCUCCUUUCCUCUCUGCAGAAUGCAGGGGAUGUGGAGAGCACCUUAAAUAUCCUCAAUGUCCUGGAUGAACUUCUGUCUGCUGGUACAGAUCGUCGUAUCCACUAUAUGAUCAGUAAAGGGGGCAGCGAGGCCUUACUUGCAGCACUGGUCAACAACAUCCGCAGCUUCAGUCCCAACUUCACCAUCCUGCUGCCACUACUGCAUCUGCUGGCUAAAGUUGGACACAGAGACCGACGUAUAGGUCUGAAGGCAGAGGACGCUGGAGUUGUGCUGCUGACCCUGAAUCUGCUCAGACAAAACGUCGAUCACACCAGGAGGGCUGCAGCCUGUCUGUGGGUGAUCCAAGUCUUCUCCUCAUCAGUUUCUGCAGCAAACCUGAUUGGAGAAAACCAUGGACUGGAUGUCAUCUACCGCCUCAUCCCUCAGUAUACCACCAAACAUCUCUACACCAUCAAGGCAGCCAUUGAUGCCUUCGCUGCUCUGCUGUGCACAAAGGCUAAUGUUUGCUCGGCCGUAUCUAAAGGUUACAUCUCUGGCCUCUUGCGGCUUUACAAGGACUGGCACAGCCAGGGAACUCAACGUGUUGCCGUAGCAAUCAGCCACGCACUGCUGCGCUGCCUCCAUAAGGUCACUUGCAGUACUGCAGGCAGACAGACUUUGGUAUCCCAGGGAGGCAUCAGACUGCUGUAUGAAACUACACAGACAAGUUUGAGGGAUAAAACUCUGGAGUCUCUCGUGGAGCCCUCGGUGCAGCUGAUGAGGAAAUGUGUCUCUAAAACUCCUCUACCACUGACAUCAGAUCAGUCGGCGUACACCUUCCCCCUGCCGAGAAGACCACAUACUGUUCCUGAUGUGGACACUGAACCAGAUGAGAGCAGCGAGGAGAGUGAUGAUGAGAAGUCUGAAGAUAACCAAGAGGCAGACUAUGAUGACGACUUGGAGACUGACCUGAAAAAACUUCGUCUUCGUCCUGACCCAGACAGACCCAAAGAGCUGCUGCCACAGUACAGCCGCCUCUGUCCUGAAAUCUCACAUGACUUCCAGGAGUUGGAUUUGAGUUCCGAGCCAGAGGACAGUUCAACAGCAUCAGCGUCCUCUUCAUCAGAUGAGGAAGCUGUGCAGCUCAACAGUUUCCCUUGUCGCUCCUCCAGGAGGACCAGAAGGUGUGGUGCUGCUUCGUCCAGAUCUUCUUCAGGCUCUCACUCAGAAACAGAAACAGAAGGACACACAGCAGCUGUUGUCCAGCUAGAGGGUUGUGAUUUCCACAGUCACAGCAGCAUCCUCAGCACCAGCCCCAGCUUCAGGAACAUGGUUAGAGAGGCGAGGGAAGAAGCCUCCCAAGAUCAGAGAGGGGAUGAGCAGGAUGAUGAAGCGGAAGAUGAGGAGGAAUCCAACCAUCGCACCAUGAUAGACAAGUUAUUGGAAAGACAUGGCGCUUUCAUCCCCCACCAUGAACCCAAGCUGUACUACUCUGUAGCCGCCAAAACCAAAUCUAUUCCAGGGUUCAGCAUCCUGGCUUUCCCGGAUUUCUGGGGUCACCUCCCACCACCAGGACAUGAACCCAUGGCCCCACGCAAACCCAACAUACAGAGGCAGAAAGUGCUCGCAGAUGUUCAACGUUUCCUGGACACUGAGGACAUCAUCAACCAGGUAGUAUUUGACCUGGAAGACAGCAGUCUUCAGGGUUCGUCUGAUUCUUUGAGGUUUUUCUCCAAGUUUGAAUGUGGGAACCUCAGGAAGGCUAUUCAGGUUCGCAGAUAUGAAUAUGACCUCAUAUUGAACACAGAUGCUAACUGUAACCAGCACACGCAGUGGUUUUACUUUGAAGUCAGUAACAUGGUGGCAGACGUCCCUUACCGAUUUAAUGUCAUCAACUGUGAGAAGAGCAACAGCCAGUUCAACUAUGGAAUGCAGCCAGUGCUGUACUCCGUAAGGGAAGCUCUGGAAGGCAGACCACACUGGGUCAGGACCGGGACUGAAAUUUGUUACUUCAGAAACAACUUUUGUUCAGCUCGGGGCAGAAGGAGAACAACCUUUUAUACUCUGACCUUCACCAUCACCUUCAAACACAAUGAGGACGUCUGCUACCUGGCCUACCAUUAUCCCUACACAUACUCUGCUCUGAAGGCUCAUCUGAAGGCGCUGCAGAACUCAGUGGAUCCUGCCAAGGUGUUUUUCCGGCAGCAGAUUCUUUGUGGCACUUUGGCUGAAAACUCGUGUCCACUGGUCACCAUCACCGCCUGUCCUGCCAGCAGGGGCUGGAGAGACAUGCACCAGCUCCGUAAUCGUCCCUGCAUCGUGCUAACAGGCCGUGUCCAUCCCAGUGAGUCCAAUGCCAGCUGGGUAAUGAAGGGCACCCUGGAGUUUCUGUGCAGCAGUGACCCAGUGGCCCAGAGUCUGAGGGAGGCCUUUGUCUUCAAGCUCAUCCCCAUGCUCAACCCAGACGGAGUCAUCAACGGCUCGACUCGCUGUGAUCUGAACCGUGAGGAUCUGAAUCGUCAGUGGUUAAAACCAGACCCCGUCCUCAGUCCAACCAUCUACCACACUAAGGGCCUCCUCUACUACCUCAACAGUAUAGGAAAGUCUCCACAGGUUUUCUGUGACUACCACGGCCACUCUAGGAAGAAGAAUGUGUUCCUGUAUGGCUGCAGUAUGAAGGAAACUCUAUGGCAGUCUGGCUCCACUGUUAACACUGUGGGAUUGAAAGAGGACCCUGGAUAUAGGACCAUUCCAAAGACCUUGGAUCGUCUCGCACCAGCCUUCUCUUACAACAGCUGCAACUAUUUGGUGGAGAAGUCUCGCUCUGCCACAGCCAGGGUGGUCGUGUGGAGGGAAAUGGGCGUGCUGAGAAGUUAUACCAUGGAGAGUACUCACAAUGGUUGUGACCAGGGAAUAUACAAGGGCCUGCAGACAGGAACCAGGGAGCUGCAGGAGAUGGGUGUGAAGUUCUGCCAAAGUCUGCUGUCUGUGACCAAUGACAUGAAGGCUCUCUACAACAGCAGACUAAUCAAGCACAUCGACUUGGACCACAAUGUCCUCGACCACAAGUCUCACAACUGUUUUGAAGACGAUGAGCCUCCAUGUGUUGAGGAGAUUGAGUAUUCCACAGACUGUCCCCCACUUAAAGGCACUGAUCUAGAAUCAGAUAUCAACAACAACAUGACCAGUGCUGAUGAAGAGGAGGAUGAUGACGAAGGACACAGGGAAGCAAAACAUCAACAAGGUGUUGGCCAGUCAACCCUAAAGAGCUGCCUGGUGCCUCACCUGAUUAGACAGAGAUCCACUGAGACACUCAACGAGAAAAGAAACACGUGUAAUGGAGUUAGAAUCAAUGGACAAAUCCUAAGUUAAGGGAAUAUUUUUACAUUUUUCAGCAGUUUUUCUUUCAAAGGUCUUUUACUAUGCAUUUCAAGCUUUCCUCAUUGAAUCAUAGCAGGUGGAUUUAAAUGAAAAACAUCUAGUUAAAGGUUUUUCCAUAUUCAACGGGUACAUAAAACAUGAAAAUCUUGCUCUAAUAUCCCAGAUUGUCCACGUGUGAGCUCCAUCAUCAAUAGUCCAUCACCCUCAAUAUAGCCAUAGCCCCUUCUCAUUACUGGUUUCUUACCCUAAAUUUAUUUAAAACAUGUCAUUGUUUGUUUUUUUAUGACUGAUUUUGGUACAUAAUCCAUUAUAAUUAAAUACUGUAAUAGUACAAAUCUUUUCCAGAAAGUGACCAUCAAGAUCAGACCCAAACUCACAUGAAAUAUGGAACUUGGCUCUUAUUGAGGAAAGCUUACAAUGCUAUUGUGCCUUUUUUUAAGAUGAAAAACUACUGAAAGGCUACAGUUUCAACACUUCCAUGACGAUUCAUCUGAAACUAGUCACCACAGCAUUACUGUAUGUGUGAACAGGAUAGUCUUAAUGGUGUGGAUUGAUCUCAUGCAAAAGAUAAAUUAACAUGAGUACAAUGAACCCAUUCCUAUAAAGAACAUACAUGCUACGUGCCAUGUAGAUGUUUUUCCCAUAACAAAGUAGCUCAAGUUAACUUUUUGUCAGCUAGUGGCAGAUUGUAUAUUUCUCAUCUUUCAAAAAGAAAUGUCAAACUGUAGAAUGGUCUUGUUCUGCAUUGUCUUUUGUUUCAGUCCUUGGGUGGGAACCAAGAGGCUGGAAGCAGCUGGCAGUUGUUCUAAAUGUUAACUAGUAUUAAAUUUUUUUUAUUAAUGUCCUUGUUAACCUCUAACACUCCAAAAUGAUCUCUCAUUUUAGACGAUAAUGAAUGAAAUUCAGAUAAUGUCGUUUGUCUAUAUAUACAGACAGGAUGCAUGGAUUAUUUAGACUAACAGCACAGUUCUACAAUUGUAGCUAUGCUAUUGCUUCUGUCUCAAACUUGUAAAUCCACUUGCGUUGGAGACUUCAGAAAAAUAACAGCAGUGGUUGUUUCUUCAAAAAGGUAUAAAUGACCUAUGUUCAUGUUCAGCACCGAAGCAGCAGUCUGGUGGUCCUACAGGGGCCCAAAAAGUGACUGGUGAGUGGAUGUUGAAGUGAUGACUGGAACUUCAAAGCAUCAAUUCACAUUUUCUGUAACCAUGAAAAAAGUUUCUUCAGAAAAGUGUUCCUAAACGUAACCAGACUUUACCAAAGAGGCAGCAGAUUGACCUAUUUUGAUGUUAAGGAAUAAAGUCUUGGAGUUGAAGUAGUAAAUGGAUUUCAGGGCACCAGGUAAAGAUACUCUGUCACCAUCCUUUUCUCACUCAUCAAAUAUUCUAUUAUGUGUUUGCACCAUAGAAACUCAUUUCCUUUCAAAUAGCUGGGAUGUCCAUUUAUACGGUAUUUAUGUAUGGCCCAUCAUUAACCCUCCUGUUGGGUUUGUUUCUCAGGAACAGCAAUAAUGUUUGUGGGUCAAUUAGAUGUUUACUCAUCUAAAAGUGCAGACACCAAAAUGUCCCAAUAAAAAUGGUUUAUAUUUCAUUUACAACUCCAUUACUAAUCCUUUCAAUCAAUAUUUAGUGCAAUGGUGUUCUUUACCUCUCACAGAUCAUGGUUCAAUGAGGAUAAUUGACUAAUUUUUCAUAGAAAAUGCAUGUUAAAACUUUUUUUUAUAUACAUUGAAAAAUACCUACAUAUAAAAUACAAUAGUUUUACAUCACAUUGAUUUAAAAAAAAAAUAUUUUACAUUUUAGCAUAUUUUCUUCUAUAACAAAAUAACAAAUAACAAAACAAAAGUCAUAACACCUGCAUUCUGGCACUUUGCAGAUUAGCUUUUUCAUUUUAUAUAUUUAUUAUAUUAUAUAUUUAUAUAUUAUAUUUUAUAUGUCACUUAUCAAACCAAGCAAAAUAAAUUUUAACCCCUUUAAACUAUUUUUUUUUUCUUCGAUUUUUUAACUUUUAAAUGUGUCAGUUUGACCCGUAACAUAACUGGAGGGUCAAACAACUUGUUUAUCUUAAGUAAUGUGUCUGCUGAGAUAUCCUGACCUGGUCAGAUUGUCUUUAACUUAGUUACAGAUAUUCAUGAUCCCCACAGGAUGAUUCUUAUUAUGUUGAUCUUCCAGACCUUCCCUCUACUGCUUCUAUCAGCACAAAAAGUUCCUUUGGAUCCUAGAAGAUAAAUCUUAAUGUUUUUAUUGAUCCCAUGCCAAAAAAAUCAGGGGCAGAUUUCCUCAAAAUGUAACGAACACACUGGCUCUGCAGAGGCUGAACCCAUUUCAUUUGACACUCAAUGAUCUUUUCCUCCUGUGCCACCUUCUGGACAAAAUGUCAGCUUUGCACAAAAUAUAUCAUGUACUGUACAGAGCAAUUCAGAUUCUAUAAAUGUCGCCCCUAGGGAUAAAGUCUUUUAUUUCUGAGGUUUUCCAGUAGCAUCACAGUAGAAUUGUAUUUUUGUUUUAUGUUAAAUAUGCUGCAGAGAAAGCACAGUAAACGCAGCUCCACUGUUACAUUGCCAGUAUAAAACAUUUUAUUUCUAAGAAACCACAAUAAUAACAAUCCUACU